GAGCUGGAGGAAGCAGAGAAGACUUUUAUUUUGAAGAUAUAAAUAUCAAAAAGGGAGUCCGCUUCUCUUACACAAACAGCAGUCGUCCCUGCCUCUCCGGCUCCCCAGAGAGAGAGUGAAAGCAUUAUGGGCAAACACAACAGCAAACUGGCCCCAGAGGUCCUGGACGACCUGACCAAGAGCACGGAAUUCAACGAGGCAGAGCUCAAGCAGUGGUACAAGGGUUUCCUCAAAGACUGCCCCUCUGGCAUCCUCAACCUGGAGGAGUUUCAGCAGCUCUAUGUUAAGUUCUUCCCGUACGGCGACGCCUCCAAGUUCGCGCAGCAUGCAUUCCGGACGUUUGACAAGAACGGCGACGGCACCAUCGACUUCAGGGAGUUCAUCUGUGCCCUGUCCAUCACGUCCAGGGGAAGCUUCGAGCAGAAGCUCAACUGGGCCUUCAACAUGUACGACCUGGACGGGGACGGGAAGAUCACGCGCAUGGAGAUGCUCGAGAUCAUAGAGGCUAUCUACAAGAUGGUGGGCACGGUGAUCAUGAUGCGUAUGAACGAGGACGGCCUGACCCCUCAGCAGCGCGUGGACAAAAUCUUCUCCAAAAUGGACAAGGACCACAACGACGAGAUCACCCUGGAAGAGUUCAAAGAAGCGGCCAAGUCUGACCCCUCCAUCGUCCUACUGCUGCAGUGUGACGUGCAGAAGUAGAGAGGGAUGGGUGGAGAUGCAGAGGG
This is a messenger RNA of Solea senegalensis (Senegalese sole), 728 nucleotides long. RefSeq names its product visinin-like protein 1. The record is from RefSeq and is a predicted model, not a curated record. The coding region runs from base 127 to 702 and encodes 191 amino acids. Lineage: Eukaryota; Metazoa; Chordata; Actinopteri; Pleuronectiformes; Soleidae. The transcript is spliced from 4 exons. Gene Ontology annotation, molecular function: calcium ion binding.